Messenger RNA from Nipponia nippon (crested ibis), 1923 nucleotides. The record is from RefSeq and is a predicted model, not a curated record. NCBI's taxonomy places the organism in Eukaryota, Metazoa, Chordata, Aves, Pelecaniformes, Threskiornithidae.
AUGGAGCAGGAAGUGGCAAGAGAAGAAGAGAAGAAAGAAGGCUUAAUUGAGUUUUAUGAUUCCUUCAGGGAUAUGUUUGAGUUCUUCUGUAAGAACACAACAAUCCAUGGCACCAUCCGCCUUGUAUGCUCAGACAGCAAUAGGAUGAAAACAGCUUUUUGGAGUCUGCUUUUACUUGCCAGCUUUGGCAUGUUGUACUGGCAAUUUGCACUUAUGUUCAGCCAGUACUGGGCCUACCCUGUUGUCCUGACCAUGUCAAUGCAUUCAGAGCCCAAGAUGUUUCCAGCAAUUACCAUCUGCAAUCUGGACCCAUACAGAUUUGAACUGGUUAGUGAACAUUUGGUUCAACUGGAUCACAUGGCAGAGGAAUCUAUUGCUUUUUUGUAUGGCAUCAACACAUCAGCCAGCUUAUUCCACAUGAAUGAGAAAAACAUCCAUGUGAAAGAUUUGUCAAGCAUAGGAAAUCUCAGCAGAUCUAGCUUCAAGCUGAGCCAAAACUUCUCACUCUUGAGAAUGUCUGACCACAAUAACAGGUCAGGAAAGAAGCAUUCCAGCGUGGGCUUCAAGCUGUGCAAUGCCACAGGUGGGAAUUGCUUCUACAAGACCUAUUCAUCUGGGAUGGAUGCAAUUCUUGAAUGGUACAGGUUUCACUACAUGAAUAUCAUGUCCCAGCUACCAGUUAUAAUCAACAUUUCUGAUCAUGAGGAGCAAAUAGAAGAUAUGGUCUACUCCUGUCAGUAUGAUGGGGAGCCCUGCAGACCCAGUGACUAUGUUCACUUUCACCACCCAGUCUUUGGAAGCUGCUAUACUUUUAACAGCAAGGGAACAGACCCUUUUUGGACAGCUACAAAACCAGGAAUUCCUUACGGACUUUCCCUUAUCCUGAGAGCAGAGCAGAAGGAUCACAUCCCACUCUUGUCUACAGUAGCAGGUGUGAAAGUGAUGAUACACAACCACAAUCAGACACCAUUCCUUGAGCAUGAAGGCUUUGACAUCAGACCAGGCAUUGCAACUACCAUAGGCAUUCAGCAGGAUGAGGUGAAUCGCCUGGGGGGCAAUUAUGGGAAAUGCACGACUAAUGGCAAUGAUGUGAAUGUUAAACUCCUGUACAACAACUCCUACACCCUGCAGUCUUUUAUGCCUUCUUUGUUAAUGGUUCGAAAAUGUGGCUGUGGUUAUUACUACUACCCACUGCCUCCCGGUGCUGAAUACUGUAACUACAAUAAGCAGCCUGCAUGGGGUCACUGCUUUUAUCAGCUGUACAACAGGCUCAGAAAUCAUCACCUGAAUUGUUUUGACCAGUGCCCCAAGCCUUGCCGGGAAUCACUGUACAAGGUGUCUGCUGGGACAGCUAAAUGGCCAUCAGCAAAGUCUCAGGACUGGAUCCGCCAAGCUCUAAGGCAUCAGAAUGGAUAUAACUCUACCAGCAACAGGAACGAUAUUGCCAAGGUGACAAUCUUCUACCAGCAACUGAACUACCAGUCUGUGAACGAGUCUCCUUUACUCUCAGAGAAUCUGCUUCUGUCCAGCAUGGGAAGCCAGUGGAGUCUCUGGUUUGGAUCCUCGGUGUUGUCUGUAGUUGAAAUGUUUGAGCUGCUUAUAGAUACGCUAGUCUUGUCUCUCCUCUUCUGCUACCAAAGGUUCAGGUCAAAGAAGACGUUGAAAGUAGCUCACACUCCUACCAUCCCCAGCGUGAGCUUGACCCUAGAAAACUACCGAGUUGUGCAAGAAGAAGCUGGAAAAGGUGAUGAUUCUGCUCAUACUCACCCUUCUGGAGUGACUAUUGCCAUGGACAACAACAGUGACCUGCUUCUUCACCCCCUCUCCAGCAGGGUGGAAAUGCCCGAGCUUUGCCCAGACGUGGUGUUUAAUGGAUUUAGAUACACGAAGGAGAGCUCUUUGGAAGGGGAACUGAAUAGCUAA